AUGGUUGAUAUAAGUUUUUUCACUAAGAAGCUGUUAGUACAUCCACUGCAGCUGACACCCCAAGACCUGCAUCAAGCGAUUGGGUUGAUUGUCGACACAUUAGCGGCGGACAAUACAGUUGACGCGGAGACAUAUGUUCCUAUCGGGAGCUUUCUGUCAUGUUUGCGAGCCAGCGGCCUUGAUCACCGUGCUGAAUACAUCGCCGAGGCAGCAAAAGCAGUUUUAAAGUAUUCCGAUGUAGUCAAGUCUACUGCCAAUGACACCGACGACGUGAUCAUCGAUAUCGUCGGAACAGGUGGAGACGGACAGAAUACGUUCAACGUCUCGACAUCCUCUGCGAUUGUGGCAUCAGGUAUUCCAGGCAUCAAGGUUUGCAAGCAUGGUGGUAAGGCGUCAACCUCAAAUAGUGGCGCCGGAGACCUGAUCAACGUCUUGGGAUGUGACUCAUCAAAGGUUACAGCAAAGACUGUGCCGCAAUUGUGGGCAGAUAAUUCAUUUUUGUUCUUGCUGGCGCCCUAUUUUCAUGAUGGUAUGAAGCAUGUGGCCACGGUUAGGAAGCUGCUCAAAAUCCCCACGAUAUUCAACGUUUUGGGACCUCUUCUCCACCCUGUUGCCCACGUCCAAAAACGGGUACUUGGCGUCUACUGUCGCGAGCUCGGUUUAGAAUACGCACGGGCUGCGGCUCUUGUGUAUCCGGACAGUGAAACUUUUGUCGUAUGGGGCCACGUAGGUCUCGACGAAGUAUCUCCCACUGGCGUUACCACUGUUUGGCAUACGGUUCCAGGGAGCACAGAGAUUGCGUCCUUUGAGCUAGAACCAGCUCUUUUUGGAAUCCAAGAGCAUCCACUAAAGGAGUGCGUUUCACUAGGUCCCAGGCAGAACGCAGAAAUUCUUCACAUCAUUCUAAGUGGUGCGUACCAUAAAGGUGAGAAUUCGGUCUACGACUACAUUCUACUGAACACAGCAGUUCUAUAUUGUUUGAGCAGAGGCCAUAAGAACUGGAGAGAAGGUGUCGAAGCGGCUGAAAACUCGAUUCACUCAGGUGCUGCUUUGAAGGCCCUUCAGCAUUUUAUCGCCGACGUCCAGGGCCUAUAG
Messenger RNA from Lachancea fermentati, 1095 nucleotides. The record is from the annotation of a GenBank genome assembly. Lineage: Eukaryota; Fungi; Ascomycota; Saccharomycetes; Saccharomycetales; Saccharomycetaceae.